AUAAGCAUUCCCCGGCUGCUUUUAUUUGCGGGCAGUUCCAACAUACAACUUCACAAAGCUUCUCCCUUUUUCUUUCCCUUGAAAAAUGAUUCUGACAGCGAGAUGGGCGAAGUCUCUGUUUAAAGCGCCCAGACCACCGCCGGCACCUGUGAUCCCAAACGCGGACUUGGUUUCCGAUGAUCAUAAGAACCCCACAGCUUUUGAAGAGUCAGAGGUUCUGAGGAGGCUGAGAAACGAGCCCAAUGCCGGGCUGGCUUUUGAGUUCUUCAAAUACGUCUCCAAUUCCAAAUCUUUCAAGCACACCCAGCGAACAUACGGAGUGAUGAUCCAGAAACUGGGCUGCAACGGGAUGAUGGACGGAGUUCACUACCUUCUGCAGCAAAUGCACCUGGACGGGAUCCAUUGCUCCGAGCGCACCUUCGUCGCCGUGAUCAAUUUCUACAGGGAAGCGGAUGCUGCAUCUCAGUCCUUGAAAGUGUUCUACAGAAUGCAAGACUUCGGCUGGAAACCCACGGUGAAGGUUUACAAUCAUCUGCUGGACGCGUUGCUGGGCGAGAACAGGGUGGACAGUGCAUGCAAGCUGCUCGAUGAAAUGUCUCACAAGGGUUGCCCUCCUGAUGAUGUGAGCUAUACAACGAUCGUGUCCUCUUUGUGUGAUCUGGGCAGGGUGGAAGAGGCUAGAGACUUGGCCAUGGCGUUCGGUGCCACUGUUUCGGUUUACAAUGCACUCGUGAAUGGGCUUUGCAAGCAGGGGAAAGUGAAGGAGGCAAUCAAGUUGUUGGAUGAGAUGAUGCACAGAGGUGCCACUCCGAAUACCAUUACUUACACGCCGAUAUUGAAUGCUUCGUCGGAGUUGGGUAACGUCCCACUCUCCCUUUCCAUCUUAGCCAAAAUGUUUGUGAGAGGAUGCUCUCCCAACAUCUACACUUUUACCAAUUUGAUUAAAGGAAUGUGUGGUGCCAGAAGGUGGCAUGAAGCACUCGUUGUGUGGGAUGGUAUGAUCAAGGAAGGGGUUUUCCCUAACGUUAUUGCAUAUAACACAUUGAUACGCGGGCUUUGUUUGGCUGGAAAUAUGAACGCGUCUUUAUCUGUCUUCAACCAAAUGGAAAGGCAUGGCUGUCCUCCGAAUUUGACAACCAUUAGCACUCUCAUAGACGGAUUUGCAAAAUCUGGGGAUCUGAGUGGUGCAUCUGAGAUAUGGAACAAGAUGACAGUGUUGGGUCUCCGUCCAAAUGUUGUGGUGUAUACAUGUAUGGUGAAUGCCCUAUGUGAAAAUUUCAUGUUCAACAGUGCUUAUGAAAUCAUGGAGAACAUGGUGGUUGAAAAUUGCCCCCCAAACACCAUCACGUUCAAUAUAUUCUUGAAAGGUUUGUGUGCAAGUCGUAAAGUUGAUUGGGCUAUCAUGAUAUUCAAUCAAAUGGAAAUGUUUGGGUGUUCCAGAGAUGCAACCACGUACAAGGAGCUACUGAAUGGGUUGUUUAGAAACAACAACCUUUCCCUUGGUUUGGAGCUUUUAGUGGAGAUGGAAAAAAAGGGGGUUGAGCUUGAUCUGGGGGCAUAUAACACUAUAGCUUCUGGGAUGCUUGAAGAAGCUCCAAAAGUUGUUGCGAAGAUGCUCGUCAGGGGAAUAAAGCCCGAUGUUUUCACAUUCAACAUACUGAUAAAUGCUUACUGCAAGGGAGGUAAUUUCAAACUUGCCUGCCAGCUUCUUGAUGCAAUGAGAUCAGAAGGAUGGAAGCCAGAUAUAGUUUCAUAUACCUGUCUCAUAUCCAGUUUCUGUGAAAUGUGCGAUUUCGAAACAGCUACGGAUUGUGUUGGCAGGAUGAUAGAUGAAGGAAUUCUCCCAAACGCGUCUACGUGGAACAUUCUUGUGCGCUUUUUGGUUAGCCAGAUUGGUUAUGCUGACGCAGUUCGACAUUUAGACAGUGUCUUGGUGAGCAGAGCUUCAACAACAACAACAACCCAGUUGAAUCCCACUACAGUAGGGUCUGGGGAGGGUGUGUGUACGCAGACCUUGCCCCUACUCGGAAGUAGGGAGGUUGUUUCCAAGAGACCCCCGGCUCCAACCUGCACAAAAAAUAUGAUAGGGCACAAUAAAACACAGAUAAAACACCAAGUACAAUGGAAUGAUGAGCAGAGCUUCUUAGGAGGAAUUGAAAGUUCAAAUGUAGCCUUGGUGUGAAGAAUCAUAAAUUUAAUGGUGAAAUGCAUUAUUUGGCUCUAAUGUUGGAAGCCAUAAUGCAGUUGAAGAACCUUUGUUUCUUCUAAUUUGUAGCUGGGUGGUUCUGAACGAGGAGAAUACAGCAGAAUUUGCUUUCUUCAGGGGUUCUGAUGAAAAAAAUAUCUGAAAUUAAUCAGCACAGGACAUGAGCAAACUAUGAGUGAAUAUCACGGAGCUGAAGAAUACAGUUUCAGUGACAUGGCGACACCAGAAUUGUGUAAAGAAUGGUUGGUAGAUGCUUGCUGUGGGAUUUUGAGAUCAGAAUGGGACGGGGUAUACUCCAUGGCAGUCACCGUCGUGAAAACCGGCCUGCAAUUAAUGUCCCUCAUGCAUGCUCCCUUGAACUUUGUGACUCGGGACUCGCACAUCCUCCCCUCCACCACCAUUUUCCUUAUGCUACCUCCCAUCUCGGAAGGCAAAUCGGUGGCCCGAAGAGCAUCACAAUGAGGAUUGCAACUGCAUAUGAGCUAAGAGAGAAUGAAGCCAUUGCAAAGAAACACAUAGAGGAGGGGAUAAAAAGAGAUCUGCGGGGAUGAGGACUACGGAAUGAAUGAUGCACUGCUGC
Cuscuta campestris is the source of this 2786-nucleotide messenger RNA. Lineage: Eukaryota; Viridiplantae; Streptophyta; Magnoliopsida; Solanales; Convolvulaceae. The record is from the annotation of a GenBank genome assembly.